This is a messenger RNA of Medioppia subpectinata, 326 nucleotides long. The record is from the annotation of a GenBank genome assembly. NCBI's taxonomy places the organism in Eukaryota, Metazoa, Arthropoda, Arachnida, Sarcoptiformes, Oppiidae.
AUAACGAUAAAUACACAGCUCAGGGCAAACUGGGCGCCGCCUUACUCGGCAAUCACGACACCGGCAGUUAUAAAAUGGUUUUAUAUACCGGUAAACAACAGCACAUAACUGUCGCCUCAAUUACCGACACAUUUAAUUUAAUUUGUCAACCAAACAAUUACAGCACUUUCUAUGACGACAACCGCCAAAACUGGUCGCUUAUGUUUGACACCGAAGAAGACAAAUGCAAUUUUAAUCGUCAGUUAACUGUUUGUAAAUACAAUUCGUGGCGAAACAAGUCGUCGGCCACGGAGUCAUCGAUUCUGACGCAAGACUUAAUGCUCGGC